Molecule: messenger RNA, 489 nt
Organism: Paramuricea clavata
Lineage: Eukaryota; Metazoa; Cnidaria; Anthozoa; Malacalcyonacea; Plexauridae
Source: the annotation of a GenBank genome assembly
AUGAAUGAAAACCUUAGAAUUAGAUACCAUAAUAAAUUGAAAGUUUAUAAAAACAUUUUAAAAUUAAAAAAAGAAAAAUUUCAGUUUGAAAAACUCGUAGAUCUUGAAAACGCUGCCCAAAAUGAUCCUAAUUCGUUUUGGAAAAUACUCAAAAAUAUAGAGGAUGAAACCCCAAAUAGUUCGGGUUCAAAUGUUAUAUCUGAAGAGCAAUGGUUAUCAUACUUUCAAACAUUGCACUCCAGACAUGAAUUAAAUGAAUUACAAAAUAAUAUCACUACAUCCCUUAGUGUUGAAGAACAAAAUAGGCAUCACUUUACAAAUCUAGACUACUUAAUAACGGACAUGGAAAUAAAAAAUGCUGCCAAAAAACUUAAGAAAAAUCAGACUUUUUCAUUGGAAAUAAACUCAUCGAAAAAACUCAAGAAUACACCUACCUUGGACUCAAACUUUCAUCUAACGGAUCAUUUACUCAAGCAAUUAAAACAUUAG